AUGAUUCCAAGCUGUUGGUCUUCGAUUUUCGCGCCAAUCACAAUGGUUUUCUCGAGUUUUUUCGAAGAAACAUCCCAAAUUUUCACAGAUUUGUCAGCUGACGCUGUGGCGAUUCUGGCGCCGUCUGGAGACCAGGAGAGACCAAAGAUUGUCCCAGAAUGGGCGACUCCUUUGACGUCUUCGAGAACUCCGACCUUCUCGCCGUCGGCUCCGUUUCAAUUUCUUCUCACUGACACUCUUGAACUUGAACGGCGGUCCCUCGAAAAUCGCCACCGAGUUAUCGUCGGAUCCCGAGACGAUUCUGAAAGGCCGUGUCGGCUUGAAAUCCACAGAGUUCAUCGUCCGACUCUGUCCCGUCAGACUUCCAUUCGAAGUCGUCGUAUCGAGCAGGAAGACGUGUCCGAAUCGUUCUCUUCCCUCUCCAACAGCGGCGAUUCGUUUGCUCUCGGCAUCCCACGCGAUGUCUUUCACUGGACCGGAGAAAACUGGAAUGGUGUGUUUCAAGAUGUGAGUAGAUUGAGUCGUGUCCCAGAUUCGGACAUUUCCUUGAAUAUCGCCGGAUGCACAGUAGAAACCGGUCGGCGACGUCUUCGCGACGGUCGUCUGAUGCGCGUGCUCGGUGUAAAUGUCGGCGGUGUUGAGGGUGUCCAGUGGAAUUGUGUAGACCGAGUUGCCGUUGCAAUAUUGGAUUUUUUGGCCGCAAGGUGUGGUUCCUGA
This is a messenger RNA of Caenorhabditis remanei, 717 nucleotides long. RefSeq lists its product as uncharacterized. The record is from RefSeq and is a predicted model, not a curated record. The transcript has 2 exons. Bases 1 to 717 code for a protein of 238 amino acids. Lineage: Eukaryota; Metazoa; Nematoda; Chromadorea; Rhabditida; Rhabditidae.